GUUGAGAUGUAGAUGGGGAAUGCGAUCCUGAUCAGUAGGUACCAAUUUGUACAAUCUUUCUGUAGUUCCAUCCGUUAUCAAGUGUUUUGUCAGACCUAUCCUCCCGCGCCGCCCCAAGUGUGAACAAUGACCAUGCUCGUGCUCGGCUUACUUUUACUUCAUUUCUCGUAGUUCGCUCAUCUACGCAGGCCAAGAAUCACGAUGAUGAAAAAAAUGACGUCCUCGCUCAUUCCCCCACCCGGGUCCUCACCGUUAGUGUCUGUGCAAUGGGCAAAGGAAAAGUUAGCGGCUUCCAUGGCCGCGUCUGCGACUGCCUCGUCUCCUGCUGGAACUACAUCAACCCGCGAUGCCCCCUAUCAACUGUAAAAGUGUCUGGGUCUGGAAGGAUUCAACUUGUCAUGCUGAUUUUGGAUCCUAAAAAAAUCUGUAUUGCAUGAGCAGCAAAGAGAGUCCUGUCCAAGUUUUGCUACACGGAAAGAGCAUUUGUCAUGCGGUAUAGGCAUCAGGAAGCCCUCACAAAAUCUGUGAUGCUAGGGCAUGCAUCACAGACAUCAGGAGUCAUGCAAAAUGUGCAUGACAAACCUGGCAAUCUUCCAGACCCAGACAUUUUUACAUUUGAUACCCCCACGCUCGUCUUCGUCGAUGCGACGUGGUAUUUGCCCAACUCCCCCUUCGCUUGCCCGUUCGCGGCCGAGUCGGCGAAGUCGCUUUACCAAAACUUCAACCGAAUAGUACCAAAUUCCGCCUUUCUCGACCUGGACGAGUGCGCGGACGAGAAAAGCGAACUACCCCACAUGAUGCCGAGUAGAGACGUGUUCGAAAACUACAUGCGGUCUUUGAACAUCAGCACGGAAGACUCGAUCGUCUGUUACGACCGGCACGGCUUGUUUUCGGCGGCGCGGGCUUGGUACAUGCUGCGGUUCUUUGGGCAUAGGAACACUUUUGUGUUGGACGGUGGCUUGCCGGAGUGGGUGGAGGCCGGGGGUGACGUUGCUGAAGGGAGUGUAGCUGGUACAACUGCCAGAACAACUGGAACCACAGUCGCGAAACCAGUGGAGGAGUACACAACUGUUGGAGGAACAACCUCAUCUGCGGAACAAACGAACGCCGAAAAGGAAAACAAAUCCGUCGCAUCCCUGGCGGAUAUUCAGGAAAUCACCAGCUGCACUACUGACGAGCAGGAAAGAACCUCUCUACAAGAUACCACGACGAUCCUGGACGCCCGUCCGGCUGGGCGGUUCACGGGAGAAGCGGCGGAGCCGAGGGCCGGAAUGCGGAGUGGACACAUUCCGAAUUCAACAAAUGUGCCGUUUCUGGAGUUGUUGGACGUGAGGGACCACGAGGAAGCAACUACAACUUCUACGAAGGACGGUCUGAAGAUGAUAUCAUCUGCACCGACAAAGCGAACGAAAUUGAAAUCGCCGGGAGAAUUGAAAAAAAUUUUUAACACAAAGAAUGUCGAUGUAGAGAAGCCCUUCGUCGUUACCUGCGGCUCCGGCAUGACAGCCUGUAUUGUUGCCUUGGCCGCGGAGGUGGUGUGCGCGCAUGAGGGGAAGGCAAAACCGACAGUGUCGCUUUUCGAUGGAAGUUGGCUGGAAUAUGAAAAGAGCGGGCUACCGGUCGCUACUAGUACCAGUAACUCAUAAUUGUCCGCAUCGUAGAAAAGCAAAAGCUCUGCUGUAGACACACGCGGCUCUUUUAUUUUUGCAACAUUCUACUUCUGCGCAAGAUGCACCUUGUUGUGUUUUUCUUUUGGUCCGGAAGAAAAAAACCAGGUUUAUUUCCAAUGUCACAACUCCGAUCGCAGAUUCCCCGACCCCCGGGAUAGCUACUGUUUCAGUUUCUCACGUCGUAUAAAUAUUGAUUGUCG
Messenger RNA from Amoebophrya sp. A120, 1870 nucleotides. The record is from the annotation of a GenBank genome assembly. Lineage: Eukaryota; Dinophyceae; Syndiniales; Amoebophryaceae.